Messenger RNA from Cebus imitator (Panamanian white-faced capuchin), 426 nucleotides. Its product is annotated as 60S ribosomal protein L32-like. The transcript has a single exon. The coding region runs from base 16 to 411 and encodes 131 amino acids. The record is from RefSeq and is a predicted model, not a curated record. Gene Ontology annotation, molecular function: structural constituent of ribosome. Gene Ontology annotation, biological process: translation. Gene Ontology annotation, cellular component: ribosome; cytosolic large ribosomal subunit. NCBI's taxonomy places the organism in Eukaryota, Metazoa, Chordata, Mammalia, Primates, Cebidae.
AUCCUCCUUGGCAUCAUGGCCGCCCUUAGACCCCUUGUGAAACCCAAGAUCGUUAAAAAGAGAACCAAGAAGUUCAUCCGGCACAAGUCAGACCGAUAUGUCAAAAUUAAGCAUAACUGGCGGAAACCCAGAGGUAUUGACAACAGGGUUCGUAGAAGGUUCAAGGGCCAGAUCUUGAUGCCUAACAUUGGUUAUGGGAGCAACAAGAAAACAAAGCACAUGCUGCCCAGUGGCUUCCGGAAGUUCCUGGUCCACAAUGUCAAGGAGCUGGAAGUGCUGCUGAUGUGCAACAAAUCUUACUGUGCUGAGAUCGCUCACAAUGUUUCCUUCAAGAACUGCAAAGCCAUUGUGGAAAGAGCUGCCCCAGCUGGCCAUCAGAGUCACCAACCCCAAUGCCAGGCUGCACAGUGAAGAAAAUGAGUAGGC